CGGGCGGGCCGGCCGCGCCUGUCAGCGGGGCGGCGGGAUGGCGGCGCUGUACGCCUGCACCAAGUGCCACCAGCGCUUCCCCUUCGAGGCGCUCAGCCAGGGCCAGCAGCUCUGCAAGGAGUGCCGGAUUGCUCAUCCCAUUGUUAAAUGCACUUACUGCAGGACUGAAUUCCAGCAGGAAAGCAAAACCAACACGAUAUGCAAGAAGUGUGCUCAGAACGUGAAGCUCUAUGGCACACCAAAACCCUGCCAGUACUGCAACAUCAUAGCAGCAUUUAUUGGAAACAAAUGCCAGCGUUGCACCAACUCAGAGAAGAAGUAUGGCCCUCCUCACUCGUGUGAGCAGUGCAAGCAGCAGUGUGCAUUUGACCGGAAGGAUGACAGGAAGAAGGUGGAUGGAAAGCUGCUGUGCUGGUUGUGCACCCUGUCCUAUAAACGAGUCCUGCAGAAGACCAAAGAGCAGUGCAAACACCUGAGCAGUUCUUCCCGAGCCAGCCUGCAGGAGAAGGAGCAGUUCAGUAGGCUCAGCAGUGGCAGCCACUAUAACAGCCAGAAAACCUUAUCCACGUCUUCCAUUCAGAAUGAAAUCCCAAAGAAGAAAGCCAAGUUUGAUGCCAUAUCUGCCAAUGGUGACAGUUUUUCUCCUGACCUUGCCCUGGACUCCCCUGGCACUGACCACUUUGUCAUCAUUGCCCAGCUGAAGGAGGAAGUGGCUACUUUAAAAAAGAUGCUUCACCAGAAGGAUCAGAUGAUUUUGGAGAAGGAGAAGAAGAUCACAGAGCUGAAAGCUGACCUGCAGUACCAAGAAUCACAGAUGAGGGCAAAGAUGAACCAAAUGGAGAAGACACACAAGGAGGUCAUGGAGCAAUUACAGGAAAGAGGAAUCAAGGCUCCCCGGGAGCUGGCGAGGGGCCCCAGCACCUUCAUUCCCUUGGGAGAGAUCCCGCAGGAAGGUGGGGACAGCAGCCUGCACCAGCUCCUCAAGGCCUUCGUCUCGGCAGGCAGGGUGGACCACGUCGCCAUGGUCAUGGGGCUGCACCCCCAGUACCUGAGCAGCUUCUGGAAGACCCAGUACCUCCUGCUGCGCAUGGACGGGCCCCUGCCCUACCACAAGCGCCACUACAUCGCCAUCAUGGCAGCAGCCCGGCACCGCUGCUCCUACCUGGUGGGGUUGCACAUGGGGGAGUUCCUGCAGGUGGGGGGCAACCCUGCGUGGCUGCGGGGGCUGCACUGUGCCCCCCAAAAACUCCGGAACCUCAACGAGAUCAACAAGCUGCUGGCACACCGGCCCUGGCUCGUCACCAAGGAGCACAUCGAGGCUCUGCUGAAGCCAGGGGAGGACAGCUGGUCGCUGGCAGAGCUGGUGCAGGCACUGGUGCUCCUCACCCACUACCACUCGCUCGCCUCCUUUGUCUUCGGCUGCGGCAUCAAACCCGAGGAGGAGCAGGAUGUGGGGAACAGCUGCUGGACCCCCUCACCCCACGGUGACAGCAGCCCUGCCUCUGAUGACAGCAUGGGGGGCUCUGGGGGCACAGAUGCCAUGCAGGAGGUGGAGAUGCUGAUGGAGAGGAUGAAGCUGCUGCAGGAAAACCAGCUGGAGGAGGAAGGGGUCACACAGGAGGAGAUGGCAACGCGCUUCGAGCUGGAGAAGACAGAGAGUUUGCUGGUCCCUUCCUCAGAUAUUUUGGAUCCCUCCCUGCAGUCCAACAUCCGCUGCUUCCUGGACGACCCUGAAUUCGGAUACAAGGACUUCACACGGAGAGGGGAGCAGGCCCCCCCCACCUUCCGUGCACAGGAUUACACCUGGGAGGACCACGGCUACUCGCUGAUGAACCGCCUGUACCCCGACGUGGGGCAGCUCCUGGAUGAGAAGUUCCAGGUGGUUUACAACCUCACCUACAACACCAUCGCCAUGCACUGUGGCGUGGACACCUCGGUGCUGCGCCGGGCCAUCUGGAACUACGUCCACUGCGUCUUCGGCAUCCGCUAUGAUGACUACGACUAUGGGGAGGUGAACCAGCUCCUGGAGCGCAACUUAAAGAUCUACAUCAAGACAGUGGCUUGCUACCCGGAGAAGACAACCAAGCAGAUCUACACGCAGUUCUGGAGGCACUUCAAACACUCAGAGAAGGUGCACGUCAACCUGCUCCUGCUGGAGGCCCGCAUGCAGGCGGCUCUGCUCUACGCCCUCAGGGCUGUCACUCGCUACAUGACCUGAGCUGCCGCUGCUCCCUCCUCCUGCCCUGGCUGUGCAGACAGGCCAGGGGGCAGCUGGAACCCUGAAAAUCCAUCGGGAGUCUUGUCUCCCUGCUUAAUGAGCUGUGGAAGUAAAGUGGGAGCUUCCCUGAGCUUUCUCCCAGACAAGGGGAGCCCCAAGAAGCUCUCAGUGCUGGGGAGACCCCAAAGUGCUGCCUGGGCUUGGUGAGUGCUCUACUGCUCCAUCCUUUUUGGGGUUAGCCCCAGUGAAGCUAAACUGGGAUGUCUGUGGGGGCAGUGCUGGUGUCACACCCCUGUGACAUGUCCGGGUACCAGGGCUGCCACCAAAGAGCACUGUCCCCCUGCCCGAGAUGGCCAGAGGAUCUCUUGGGCUUCACCCCUGCUUUUUGGGUCCUGCUGGGCUGGGAGACACAGUUGCUGGUGGGGGUGCUGCCCAGGCACCCCCCUCACCUUUCUGCCUCAUCCCCUGCAGUUUGGGAUGUGAAGUGCCUUUAACCUAAGUGCCAGGGCAGGAGCAGGGAAAGGGUAGGAAUACCCGAGUGUGUUUUACACCUUUUUGCAUUGUUUUCUAACCACUGGCACAUUUCCACUGCCUCAGCUUUAGGGGCUGAGGUGGGGAGCUGUGCUGGGGCAUGAGGCUCCCUCAGCCUUUGUCCUGCUGUGAGGGU
This is a messenger RNA of Sturnus vulgaris (Common starling), 2885 nucleotides long. The record is from RefSeq and is a predicted model, not a curated record. NCBI's taxonomy places the organism in Eukaryota, Metazoa, Chordata, Aves, Passeriformes, Sturnidae.